This is a messenger RNA of Ascoidea rubescens DSM 1968, 4368 nucleotides long. RefSeq lists its product as uncharacterized. The record is from RefSeq and is a predicted model, not a curated record. The transcript has a single exon. Bases 206 to 4243 code for a protein of 1345 amino acids. NCBI's taxonomy places the organism in Eukaryota, Fungi, Ascomycota, Saccharomycetes, Ascoideales, Ascoideaceae. Gene Ontology annotation, biological process: signal transduction.
UCUUCACUUUUAAUCCUUUAACUAUUAGUCCUUGCUUGCUGUGCUAUUUUUUAGUCAUUUUUCAUCAAUUGAGAAUAUUCCCUACUUUUUUGUGCCUUUGUCAUUAACUCAUUCAACAUUUUAUUACUUCUAAAUUCAUCAUCCAGGAGAAACCAACCGUUUCUGAUCUUGAUCUUAGUUAUUGUAUUAAACAUAUCAGAUAAUUAUGAAAUCUCUAAAAUCAAGCAAAAUUUUGGAUCCUCCAUUUGGAUCUUCUCUUGAAAAGGCGUUUGAGAUGAAUCGUUCCCGGUUUUAUGUUAUUGAGGCCCCUUAUCUAAUAGAUUCAGCUAAUAAAGAUACCAUAACAACGAUUGGCUUGAAGUUACCAUCAAUCGUUAUAUCUUUGGUCAACUACUUUUUAAAUAACAAUGUCACAGAAUCCUUUAAUGUAUUUAUCGACCAUGGCAGUGAAUACUCUCUCCAGUUUUUAGUUAAUUUAUUUCGAAAUUAUCCUGAUAGAGCCUUGAAACUUCAUAAUGAAUAUAAAUUACCCAAAAGUAUUUUUAGGACAGAUCCGUCAAAUCAAACAAACCUAAUAAUCCAAAAAAAUCAAACAAAUCAGAUAAACCAAUUGCCUCAAUUCCAAAAUGAUCCAAAUAUAACUUAUCAAAAUGUUUUAAAUCACAACAACCCAAUCUCUAAUGUCAAACUUCUUCGAAAACAUCCUCAAACCAACCCAGAAAAUAGUAAUCAAAACUACGAUAAAAAAUUAAGUCGUCAUACUUAUUUUGAAGAUAAAUCCCCAACAAAUAACUUCAAUAUCAAAAGAUUCUCUCUUCCAACUGCAUCAAUCAAUAAAAAAUUUUCUUUAUCUUUUAAAAAUAAUAAUUGGAAUAGAAAAUCCUAUACUCCUUAUAAUAACAAUGGCAACAAAAAUGAGGAUAAUAACGAUAUUAAUAAUAAUAAUAUUUCUAAAAUUUCCCACAAUAACACUACUAUUAUUAGCAAUGCCACUGCUGAUUAUAAUAAUCAUAAUCAUAGUAACGAUAAAAGUCAAAUUCUUAGUAAUGUUAAUAAGGAUUUUUUAAACCAAAACGAUCCAAGAAGGAGAAAUAAAGAAAUAAAGAGAUGGGCUGCAGAUGAUAAUUUAAUUGAAUACUUUAUUACAAAUAAUGUUGCAAGCGAUGUUUUAAAACACUAUCUAUCUUGUUUGCCCGAGCCUUUAAUCUCUGACCAACAGUUCAAAAAAUUUUGCGAUAUUCUAGUUAAAAAAUGUCCCUUUUUUCUAUCUUUCCUAGGUGAAAGCAGUAUUCAUUCUAAUAUAUCAAUUAUUUUUAGUGUUAGUGAUCACAAUUUUUCUAUCCAAUCAGAAAAUUCCUCUAAGAUUAAAGCGGAAAUUAAAUUGAUUUUAGAUGAACUCAUUGACUUUACUCUUAAAGAUGUUUCGCAAUACUCAGCCUAUCAAUUGCAUCUAAUGAUAUAUUUAAUUAAUUUUUUUUCUCUAUUUUCUGAAAUUGAUUCUUAUCAAGAAGUUUUUAGAAAAACUAAGGUCAAUUCCUCUAUUAUUUCUAAAACUUUUGGUCCCUAUUUUUUCCAACUGAAAAGAACCACUACUUAUCAGACUGCAAAUGAGGCUCUAUUUUUAAGACUUUUGAUUGAUAAUUCUGGUUAUUUUAUCUAUAAUUUAUCAAUCAAUGACAAAAAAUAUAAAACUGAUAAAAUGAUUUUACAUGAACUUAAAUCGGAUGUUUAUUUCCAAAUAUUUCCAAAUUCCAAAUUUAAUAAUCAGAAUAAAAAAUUUCCAAACAAUACAGUCAAAUCUAAUGAAAAAUAUAUUGAUAACAAAUCUGAAAGAAUUGGACAAAACUAUCCUAUUGUUGAUAACUUUGUUUCAAUACCUACAAAUACUUUUUCAAAAGAACUUUCAAAAACCAUUUCAAAAGAUUUGAAUGAGGCAGAACAUCAAGUUUCAAAAACAGAAAAUUUAUCUGAAAAAUUUAAUAAAGAGGAAAUUGUAACCUCAGAUCCUGUUCAAUCUCAAUCAGAUACUGUAUCCAAAAACAUUGAAUCUAAAAUAGUUGAUUCUGAUGCUAAUCAGGUCAAAGUAAACAAUAAUAUUAACAAAGAAAACUCUUCUAAGGCAAAUAAUUCAAAGUUAGAAAAUAUUGAAUCAAAAAAACCUGAUUUAGAUUUAAUUAAUCCUCCAUUAAUGCAAUCUCGACCGAUUCAAUCUCCACCGGUUCAAUCUCCACCAGUUCAAGCUCCACUAGCUCAACACACAUUAUUCCAACCUCAAUUGACUCGAAAUUUAGUAAAUUUACCACAAAUGCCCCAAGUUGGCAUAAUUCACCAACCAAAUAAAAAUGGACUCUCAUCCAAUGAAAUUACUAACAAUCAAAAAGUCAAUCAAAAAGAAGUUUUUGAUCAACUGCCAUACAAUGUUCCCAAACUAAUGGUUCAAAACAAUUCUCCCCAAACAUUCCCAAAUAAGAUAAUUUCAGAACAAAUAACUCGACCAGAACUAGCUAAACCAAAACCAAUGCAGCCAAUGCAUUUUCCAUCAGAAUCAAUGGAACAAAAGCCAACUAAUUUCCAAGAUCAAACAUUCCAAAAAAGCCCUUCAAAUAAAACAUUUGAGAAACAAGCUUUACCUUUUAAACCUAUUUCCCAAAUUUCUAACUCAUUAAGUCUGUCUAUUAAGCCAAAUAUCAAACCGAUUGAAAUACCAAACUCUGAAUCUGAAAUUACAAAUACAUCACCAUGGUCAUCUCAAACAUCUCAAUCACGAACAUCUUUUGAAUUGAAAAAAUUUUUAACAUUUUCAAAAUCAGAAAAAAAAAAUUCACAACAGUCUCCUUCAUUAGAAAAAUAUUCACUAAUCAAGAAUAAUCUGGAUAACAGUAAUACAAAAAAAACUCGAAAAUCGCCUCAUCCUUUUAGAAAGUUAUUUAAAUCAUCAAAAUCUGAACCACCAUUGGUUGAAGAAUCAACAUCUCUAACUAUAUAUCCAGAAAAAAUUAAAGCAAAAACCUCUUCGACUUCAAAUGAAUUGGAAUCUAAAAAUCUUUAUAAAAACUGGACCCAAAAAAUAUUAGUAUCUGAGCAACAACACGAAAAUCAAAACGGUGAUAAUAAAUUUUUGGAACCGGUGAAAAUUGAAAUUUUAGAAGCUAAUAUAACUGGAAAUGGGGUUUUUUUUAAAGAUUUUGUAAAUUCUUAUAAAGAGCUUGAAGAACAAAUAAAUUAUGAGAUAAAAAGGGGCGAGGAUAAACGAAAUAACAAAGACAAUGACAGCGAAGAAAAUUCUAAAAUGAUUGGCAAAACAACACUACCUUUUUCUAUAAAUAAAACAAGCCUUGAGAAAAAAGAACCGUUGGUUAGAAAGAAACCCAUUUUAAUAACCAAAGAUGAAGAUGAUAUGGUUUUAGCCCUGGACGAAAAUCCUAUUAUUCCAAGAACUGAAACAAUUAAUGCAUUGGCUCCAUUUAUAUCAAGAGGAAAUGCACAACACAAAAGGAUUAAUCGAACCCCUUUGGCAAAAAUAUCAACAAUAUCACCAGUUUCGGAAAGUGUUGAAGAGGUGGAAAAUGAGGAUUUGAUUGAAAAUUCAAAAAACAUUUUAAAAGAAAAUGUAAACAAAAAUAACAAUAAUAUCAAUAUUCAGUCUGAUUUGGCUUUAUCUGACAAUGAAAAGGAUAUAAACAGAGAGUCUGAGAAUAAAUUGAAAAAUAUAUCUGAAAUUCAUUCAUUUGAUUUAAAAAUAAGAACAAAUCAAGGAAAUACACCUAAAAAGGAUUUUUCCGGAUUACCUGCUAGUUAUCUCAAACCAUUACCUUUAUUUCCACCAGAAAAAAUUGGAAAAGAAAAAGAAGAAAAAAAAAAAGAAAAUGAUUUCAACAAAAAUGAAGUUAGUGAAUUGCCUUCCAAUGAUAAAAUUAAGCUUGAUUUAUCAAGCCACCACACAGCACAAGAUAAUAACAUUAAAAAUAAGACCAUUCAAGAGAACAAAGAAAAUCAGAUGGGCCAGUUGGAUCAAUUGGAUCAAUUGGAUCUGUCUAUAAUUAGGAAUAGUACACUAAAAUGUAAUGAAAACGAGCUAGAAGAGUUUUUGCAGAAAUCUAAAAAUCUAUUGCCUGAUAAAUGUUACAUUCAAGAUCCCACAUUGAUUAGAGAUGCCAGUUGGAGCAUAAGUUAUCCUGAGCCAGAUCCAAAUCACAUUCCUUUGAAGACCCAAAAAUCACUAAGAAGAAAACCACCUCAGUAGCGAGUAAAUAGAAGCAAGCAAAUAGAGGCGAUGCAAUUGCAGUGUGUGCAACUUUAGCAUCGAUAUAUUAUCUUUCCAUCGUUUAUAGUUUAUAAUUAAUGAUGUUUUAUAUAUCUACUCACGAG